AUGGCUCGUUUCUCGAAGUCCUCCUUGGCACGUCUCCUCACCUCCACAACCUCAGCAUCUUCCUCCAGUUUCUACCUCCGUCACUUUUCGGAGUCAGCAGAGCCGCAGCGUAAUAUCUGGAUCUCGUUGUUCAGUGGCAAUAGAUUAGUGGAAGGGAGGCCCAAAGAUAGCCGCAAGAUUCAGAUAGAAAAAACUAGUCAACCUAGGGUUUUCGGUAAGAGCGAAAAGACUAGUAAGAGUACGGAGGAGAUUGACGAGAUUGACCAUCUGAAUUUUUUGGAACAGACUUGGCGGUAUAUAAAUGAGACGCGGUCGGAUAUCAAUUCUCUUCGCUGGAAAAACAAUAUGAUUAACAUAAUUCACACACUUCAUCCUGCUACUUAUUUCACUCCUGAGGUUGAGAAGGCUUUGCAUGCUUUUGACUGUGGCAUUCUUGUUCUUUGUAGUGUUGGUGGGGUGCAAACCAAAUCUAUUAUUCUUGAUAAGACAAUGAGAAGAUAUAAACUUCCAAGACUUGUAUAUAUUAACAAACUUGACCACAAUGGAGCAAAUCCCUGGGAAGUUUUAGAUCAGGUAAACUUAAUAUUAUUGGAGAUUUUCUAUAUUGAGGGAUGCUAG
Messenger RNA from Medicago truncatula (barrel medic), 618 nucleotides. RefSeq names its product elongation factor G. Gene Ontology annotation, cellular component: mitochondrion. Lineage: Eukaryota; Viridiplantae; Streptophyta; Magnoliopsida; Fabales; Fabaceae. Gene Ontology annotation, molecular function: GTPase activity; translation elongation factor activity; GTP binding. Gene Ontology annotation, biological process: mitochondrial translational elongation. The coding region runs from base 1 to 618 and encodes 205 amino acids. The transcript is spliced from 2 exons. The record is from RefSeq and is a predicted model, not a curated record.